CCCGGCCGGGGCUUUGGAAGCCUGAGGAGCCGGAAGAAUGCAUGGCCGGCGGCGAGGCCGCGGAAUAAGGUGGCGGCGGGGCCCUAGCCCGGCUCCGGCUGUGGCACGGCUCGCGCCUGGUCCCCAGCGGCGCCGACACUCGGUCCCCAAGGGCCCGGCCGCGUUCGCCCAGGCUGGCGGGGAGGGGCGGCGGGAGGAAGCGGCGGGAGUCGGGACUGCGGCGGAGCCGCCCCCACAGCGCCCUCUAAGGAAAGCGCGGUCGCUGCCGCCUGGCCCGCGCGCCCCGCCUGGCCCUGGCCUCAGACCCGUUCGCCUGCGAGUCGGGACCCUCGGCGCUAACUGGACGCUCGGCCAGGACCUCGCUCAUAAAAGCUCCCAGUUCAGCCAGAGCCCCAGGGCCUCCUCUCUACUGAGAGCAGCAGACGUCAGGAUGACCAGCUGCAGAGCAGAGCUACCCAUACCAGGGCCUCCUCUCUGCUGGGAGUUACUGAUGUUGGGACAACCAGCUGCAGAAAGGAGCUACCCUACCCACUCCAGGGCCUUCUCUCUGCUGAGAGCAGUAGACAUCAGGAUGACAAGCUGCAGAGAGAAGCUAACCACUCUCUUGUCUGAGAGCUGCAGACAUCAGGACAACCAGCUGCAGAGAGGAGCUACCUACUCUAGGGCCUUCUCUCUGCUGAGAGCUGAACAUUCAACAUGAUGACCUGCCUGCAGAGAGGAGCUACCCACUCCAGGGCCUCCUCUGAGCUGUCACUCAAUAAAGCUUCUCUUCUCCGUACUCACCCUCCAUUUGUCCACAUAUCUCAUUUCUCUUGGAUGUAGGACAAGAACUUGGAACCUGCUAAAUGGCAGGGCUGAAAGAACUAUAACACAAACAGGGCUGAAACAUGCCCCUUGCUUGCCAUGUUACAGGUGAAGAGAAGGAGAGAAGAGCUGUAGUCCUUUGGGGAGCCCAGACUUGGGAGCUCCCUGUGCCGGGGCUGUAACUCCUUCUUUGGUGCCCUGUGGUUCCUGCAGUCUCCAAGCUUCCAGGUGCCACUGUGUUCCCCAGUGGCAGUUGUGGAAGCUGUUUGCAAUGCACCUGGUUCAGCCACAGCCUUGUAGAGAGCUGGUGUCCAUGCUGGCACCUGGAGCUGCCCACCCCACUGCAGCAGCCACUGGGCCGGACUGUGCACAGUGUCCAGACCCGACACACACUUGCCCACACACCCCUCACUACUGCAUGCCUGGCUUGCCCUUGGCAAAUGUGGGAUCCAGGCCAGUAGUAUGAACUGAGUGCAGCCUGCCAGGCUGAGUGGAUGGAACAAGCCCAGCAGACCUGAGCAAAACUUGAGCAAAAGCACCAACAGCCACAGAGGUUUCUGGCAAAAAAAAAAAAAAAAAGCAACACCCCAAGGAUCCUGUAACAAAUGUAUUUCUAUUUUUGUAUAUUUCAAAAAUGUAUCUGUCACAGCACAGCUCCUUGAUCCCUCAGAUGCUAUAAACAGCCUUCUCCUCUAGUUUCUUAAAGUACUUUGUGUAUCUCACAUCACUUUUUCAUUAUGAGUAAAUUACAGCCCUGUCUUCCCCUCUAAGUUGUAAACUUCUUGCAAAUUGAAACUGUAAUGGAUAUUUAUUGGAAGAUGACACAGCAUGCUUUCUGCCACUCUCUGGUAGUAUCCCAAAUUUCACUCAGUAUUCACUCUUUGGCCUAUUGGUUUUAGAGGGAAGAUGUUUCCAGCCCCUAGCUCCAGAGAUGAGGUAAUCAAUCCCAUGCUGUUUGCCAAGCCAAUUGGUAUGUGUUUGGGUUUCUAAACCAUACAAUACAUGGCAUUUCUCUGGAUACAGGAAUUAAUUUUGGAAGGAUCAUGUGAUCCAGUGUGAACCAAUGAAGAACAAGGCAAUCUUUGCUAGGUGUUUCUGGAAAAGGUGUUUCUGGGAAAGUUCUAACCUCCAUAUAAACUUUUCCUCUCUUUCAUAAAUCUUGGGGUUUAAAAGAACCAAUGGUGGCACAAUGAGGGAAGCCAGUCUGAAGAUGAGAUCAGUACAUGGGAGAUAACCCAAAAGCUACUGUAUGACUCUAAUCCUGAAGCCUGUCCUACCCCUGAACUUCCUUUUACGUGAGCCAAAAGAAUUGCUAUCAAGUUGGAGCCAAGUUCUUUCUAGCUUGCAACAUGAAGAGUUUUAAUGGAUAUAGGAAGCUUAUCUUCAACUUUGUAUCCACCACAGUAUCUGUCACAUGGCAGGCAUUUGAUAAAUGCUUAUAGGGUUGCAUGAGCCAGUGAUUCUGAUAUAGUUUUUUUCUGGUUCUCUGGAUCUUCCCUGCAGAGUUUUCCUGUUAGCAGUCUGCCCUAUGGAAGUUCCCAGAAGUUCCCCUCCUCAUUUGAGCUUGUGGCAUCUGGUAAGAGGAUGUUCUUAUUUUAAAAAACUGAAACAGAGCUUCCUGAAAUGACAGGAAUGUUGUCUAUCCAAUCCAGCUCUCGGAAAUUCCUGAUGGACCCUGGCAAAUCUUAACUCACUGGCUCUGCUCCCUCUAGACUUUGAACUGCCACCUGUUAGAUUGCAAUUGUAGUUAUCAUUUCAACAGACUCUCAUGAAGUUUUCAACUUAUAACUUCCUGGUGAUAACUUUGGAAUCACCCUAAUUUGAUCAAUAAGCUGUGUACUAAUCACAUUUUAGAUGGGUUAUUGUUAUUAGGUAUUCAAUUACCAAAUACUUUUGUUUUGAAGUUCCAUACUACGAAAUUACAUAACUUCUAAAAAGUCUCCUGCUAAUUAUUUUCUUUAUCUCUGGAUGUGGAUUAAGAGGUUUAUUGUCAGUAAAUAAUAUUUCUUUUUCUUUCUUCUUUCAAUUUUCAAGUAUAUAAUACAUUGUUAUUAAUUGUAGUCCCAUGGUAUACAGUAGAUCUCUUAGACUUAUUCCUCCUGUCUAACUGAAAUCUGUGUCCUUUGGCCAACAUUUCCCCAAUCCCCCUACCCCUGGCCUCUAGUAACCACCAUUUAACUCUGUUUCCAUGAGUCUGACUUUUCCACACUUCAUGUAUAAGUGAAAUCAUGUGGUAUUUAUCUUUCUGUGCCUGGUUUAUUUCACUUAACAUAAUU
Messenger RNA from Cebus imitator (Panamanian white-faced capuchin), 3080 nucleotides. RefSeq lists its product as uncharacterized. NCBI's taxonomy places the organism in Eukaryota, Metazoa, Chordata, Mammalia, Primates, Cebidae. The record is from RefSeq and is a predicted model, not a curated record. The coding region runs from base 38 to 700 and encodes 220 amino acids. The transcript has 2 exons.